GAUUGACAGCAUGAUGGUGAGUGGUCUGCUGUCGUUGUUCCUCAUCGUAAUCGCCGUCUGUGCGGCGUACGCCGCAUUCCAUCACAAUCCACCACAGUGUGGCAUACCGCAAAUCGCCGGCAAUGAGUUGAUUCUAAAUGGACUGGAAACGUCUCCCGGUGACUGGCCGUGGCAUGUGGCCAUCUACCACCGGAAGGGUCGCUCUAUGGAAUUCGCCUGCGGGGGCAGCAUCAUCAACGAGCAGUUCGUACUGACGGCAGCUCAUUGCAUCAUGAACACGAUUAACGGGUUUCAGCUGGCGCCAAACCGGAUUGUCGUUCGGAUGGGAAUUCAUGAUCUGAAUGUUGUUAAUCCAAAAUCCGUCCAGCAGCACGAGGUGGGAAAGAUUCACGCUUUUGCAAAUUUUACCCGAUUCAUCGAUGAUAUCGCGUUAAUACAUUUGAGUACGAUUAUUCAGUUUAACGAUUACGUGCAACCAGUUUGUGUGAAUCUAGAACCUAACAUUACUGGUGAGUACGGUACGGUGGUUGGUUGGGGACUGACCGAGGAUGAUGACGUGUCUACCAUCUUGAGAAAGGUUGAUAUGCCGGUUAUUGAUCCGAUAGUUUGUCUCAAGAGCGACAGGACAUUAUUCGGACAAACACUCGAUGAUGGACUGUUUUGCGCUGGAUUUACCAAUGGGACGGCCGUCUGCAACGGCGACAGUGGAGGAGGAAUAUUCUUCAAGAGGGCCAAUACCUGGUUUUUGGGAGGCAUUGUUUCGUUCUCUCAGACGCGUUCCGAUGGAACUGGUAUCUGCCACAGCAAAGGAUACGGGGCGUUCACGAAGGUGGAGAAAUAUCUUUCGUGGAUCAGUGGGAUAAGUCAGAUGAAGUUUGUGCGGGAUAGUGACGUACGAACUUGUAAGGCAAUUGAUCCACUUCCUGGAGAAAGCUAUCCAAACCAUUUGCCUCGACAUUGCGGUGUUUAUAUUCCGGAUCGCAUCACAGGUGGAAAGUCGACACGAGUUUUUGAAUUUCCCUGGAUGGCCAUAAUAUUGCACCGUAAUAUGCAGUUUCUUUGUCUGGGUACACUAAUCCACGUACGAUACAUCCUUACGGUUGCCAGCUGCAUUAGAAAUCCUUUACCAAAUAAAGUUCGUUUGGGAGAACACACCAUGGGUCAAGACAAGGAUUGCAAUGACGGCAACGAGGAUUGUGCACCACCGGUUCGUGAUUACGGCAUAGAAUGUAUUAUCACUCAUCCUCGGUUUACCUUCCCUAAAAGACAUCAUGACAUCGCCCUUAUUCGUCUCGGUGAAAAUGUCAUUCUAGAAGAUCACAUUCAACCAAUAUGCCUACCGCAUUCGGCAGCUCUUCGCCAUUACCAACCCCCGCGCUACAUUGUCGCCGGAUGGGGUCUGACCGAUCUUCUUGGCAAGCUUUCGCCAGUGCUGCAGAAAGGAACGGUUAUGCCAGGCAAUAGGUCCGAGUGCCAGGAAUGGUUGAACGGCUUGCGUGGUGAACCUCAGCUAGCGGAGGGUCAACUGUGCUUAGGAGGUGGCAAUGACUCCGUCGAUACCUGCGCCGGGGACAGCGGAGGACCGUUGGGUUACGGUGCCAAAUUGCAUGGAGUGCGAUUUGUGCAGUUUGGAAUUACUUCACUGGGCAACACCUGCGGGUAUGUGCCGACUAUCUUCACCGAUGUUACAUACUACAUGGAUUGGAUACUGGCAAACAUGAGAGAGUGAGAUUGAUUUUGUGCUGAUAUGCUUCCUAAAAUUAUUUGCGUAAAUAGGAUCCUGCUGAUCCUAAAAAUACGCUUGUUAUUAAUAAACGCUGUCUU
Sabethes cyaneus is the source of this 1824-nucleotide messenger RNA. Its product is annotated as transmembrane protease serine 9-like. The coding region runs from base 11 to 1729 and encodes 572 amino acids. Gene Ontology annotation, molecular function: serine-type endopeptidase activity. The record is from RefSeq and is a predicted model, not a curated record. NCBI's taxonomy places the organism in Eukaryota, Metazoa, Arthropoda, Insecta, Diptera, Culicidae. The transcript has 4 exons. Gene Ontology annotation, biological process: proteolysis.